CCGUCCUCAGGAGCUAUCCUUAUGGACCUGGAGACCCCAGAGGAGAUGCAGGCUCGAAGCCUGGGCAGGCCCAUCAAAUCCUCGAAGCAGUACCUGCGGCGGGUCAUUGCAGAGUACGAGGCACUGGACCGAGAGCUCCCGUGUAUCCGGAAGUUCUCCACACAACCAGCUGCCCAGCCCCUCUGCCUCUGCAUGGAGACCCUGCCCGAGGAGGAUUUUACCCACCUGGAGGUGCUGCAAGCGCUGGAGGCCGAGUUACCGGGGGCCAUGGAGAGCGGGCGCGUGAGCAGCAUCCGCUUUGAGAACAUGAAUGUCAUCUGUGGGACUGCCGGCCGCCGGAACCGGUGGCUCAUCGCAGUCACAGACUUCCAGACACGCUCGCGCCUGCUGCGCUCCGGCCUGAGUCCCCGCGGGCUCGCGCACCAACUCGUGCGCCACGACGACCUCCUGCUGGGCGACUACCGCCUGCACCUGCGCCGCUCCCUCGUCCGGCGGCGCAUGCUCGAGGCCCUGGGGGCGGAGCCGGACGAGGAGGCCUGACCUCUGAGCCAGUCCCGACUACGCAUGCGCACUGCCCCGCGGGCAGGCACCACCCACCCGGAGCCCGGGAGGACAGGGGGCGUUGCCUUCCCAGGAAGGAGGCGGGGCCGGCUCGAGGGGGUGGAUACUGUGAGUUUAAUUAUAAAGAAUGACCUGGUACAAAAGCCA
Messenger RNA from Cebus imitator (Panamanian white-faced capuchin), 708 nucleotides. It is a transcript of the gene CUNH19orf81, whose product is annotated as chromosome unknown C19orf81 homolog. NCBI's taxonomy places the organism in Eukaryota, Metazoa, Chordata, Mammalia, Primates, Cebidae. The record is from RefSeq and is a predicted model, not a curated record. The transcript has 4 exons. Bases 22 to 540 code for a protein of 172 amino acids.